UGGGAGAUAUGUUUUAGCCAAUUUCUCAUUAGUAGCUAUGGAGAAAAAAUGAAAAUGGAAAAUCUCAGGGUCCUUAAAGGGAUAAUUAGGAAUUUUGACACAAGUGAAUCUUUUGAUAGAUGGGGGGCGCCCUCCACCGCCUGGUGCCGUGUUCGCACUAUGAACUUGCUGACCGCUGUUAUUACACUUCACAGGGUCGAUGGCGGUGGCUGAAACGUGCGAGAGAUCUGUGUCACACUCACAAAUGCCUGGUGAUCGCAACGGCGAUCAGUCUCAUCGUUGGCGUGGUCCUUGGAGUUAUCUUCUCUUGUGUUAUCGGCCCCUGCCCUCCUGAAUCUCCCUCCUGCCCCAAUAAGUGGAUGAGGUCUGAAGGGAAAUGCUACUUUAUAUCCCGGGAAACCAACGACUGGAACUCCAGCCUGGAAUUCUGCCGAUCAGAAGGAGGAACGCUGCUGACCACAGAUGAUGAGACCCAGAAAGAUAUAAAGACUCUCUAUGACCUGACCGGGGACUACUGGGUCGGCCUGAAAAAGGAAGGAGGAGAGUGGAAGCAGAUGGAUGGUUCAGUGUGGACGGGACCCAUAGAGUAUGAUGAUCCCCGGAGAAGCUGCUGCUUGUUGAAUUCUGGGAAUUAUUUGGCCAUAGACUGUACAGCUUCUAGAUACUGGAUCUGUGUGAAGUCGGUGGGAUCAGUAACGCAGGGAGCACAGACCGUGACCAAUCUGUACAGAGACCGGCUGGGAUCACUGCAAUGACUUGCCAUGAUGGCCGCAGGGUCGCCUCUCUGUAUGCUUACCGGCCGGGAUGGCCGCAGGGUCGCCUCUCUGUAUGCUGACCGGCCGGGAUGGCCGCAGGGUCACCUCUCUGUAUGCUUA
This is a messenger RNA of Bufo bufo (common toad), 875 nucleotides long. Its product is annotated as C-type lectin domain family 2 member B-like. The record is from RefSeq and is a predicted model, not a curated record. The coding region runs from base 120 to 755 and encodes 211 amino acids. The transcript is spliced from 5 exons. NCBI's taxonomy places the organism in Eukaryota, Metazoa, Chordata, Amphibia, Anura, Bufonidae.